Molecule: messenger RNA, 1097 nt
Organism: Melopsittacus undulatus (budgerigar)
Lineage: Eukaryota; Metazoa; Chordata; Aves; Psittaciformes; Psittaculidae
Gene: TXN2
Product: thioredoxin 2
Exons: 4
Coding region: 19-459 (146 amino acids)
Biological process (GO): cell redox homeostasis
Cellular component (GO): mitochondrion
Molecular function (GO): protein-disulfide reductase activity
Source: RefSeq, a predicted model, not a curated record
GGCGGGGGCUGUAGGGAGAUGGCCCAGAGGUUGGCACUUCGGCGGCUGCUGUCCCUUGCCCCCAGGGCGCUGCCCCAGCAGGCCCCUGUGGCACGCCACAGUAGAGCUUUCAGCACCUCAGCAAACUGCAAGAGCACCUUCAAUGUGCAGGAUGGCAGCGACUUCCAGGACCGGGUGGUGAACAACCCCAAACCUGUUGUGGUGGACUUCCAUGCGCAAUGGUGUGGCCCCUGCAAGAUCCUAGGCCCCAGGUUAGAGAAGAUGGUGGCCAAGCAGGAGGGGAAGGUGCUGAUGGCCAAAGUGGACAUUGAUGAUCACACAGACCUUGCUAUUGAGUACGAGGUGUCAGCAGUGCCAACCGUGCUGGCUAUGAAGAAUGGAGACGUUGUGGAUAAGUUUGUGGGGAUAAAGGAUGAGGAUCAGCUGGAGGCAUUCCUCAAGAAACUCAUCGGAGCCUGAAAUGAAAGGGUGGCUGUACCUCUGCCUCCAGACACGUCCACAUUGUGCAUUCCUUGCCUGGAAGACCUGAGGGGGCAUGUGGACAACCUGCCUUGUACAGCCUGGGGUUUUCUUCUGAUUUGGGGCUUUUAGGAGAUGGACAGUGUUGUAACCCUUCCCUCCCACCCACCCCCUUCUCUUGAGCAGCAGUAGUUGUAAAGGGCACUGAGGAGCAGGGCUGCUUCUUCUCAAAAUGGGGAAUGUGGCUGGAAUUAGCCUGUGUUUAUCAGCAAAGAGCUGACGUGCAGAACUGCUGCUGCUGAGUUCAGGGGAGGAAUGUUUUCCUCUUUGCUUAGUAUCUGAUAGCCCAGAGCAGAGGGCAGCUUCUCCCUGCAAGAUGUUGGUACAUACCUGCCCUGGGUGGGUUUGUUUAAAGCUGAGAAUGCCUCUGCCUUGUCUGUGAAACCUGUCUGUCCCUCUGUCCUCGUGUCACUGGGACAGGUACAACUCCUCCACAAAUCCACGGGCUCCAGUCCUGAUUUUGUAAGAGAAAAUAGGGAGAAAUAUUUUAUGGAUCUCCUUUUAUAUGUCUGUAAUAAAGAGAGCUUUAUCAGUUGCUGUUGUCUAGCUGGAGAAUAAAACCUGAUUCUUGGAAAUCA